AUGAAUGAGCAGUUGGCAAACAUUAAAUUUGUCGAGGAGGUAGAAAAACACGAACUUUUAUAUAAUUAUAAUCUUUCCGGAUACUCAAGAAAAGACCUGACAGAAAAAGCAUGGCACGAGAUAGCAGCCAAAGUAAACAUGACAGCGUCCGAGUGUAAAGAAAAAUGGCGUAAUCUUCGUACUGUUUUUACACGGAAAAUGAAAACUCCGGCAAGUGAGUCUGGUAGAAAUAAAAAAGCAUAUUAUUUAGCAGAUGCCGUGCAGUUUUCUAUCCCAUUUAUAAAAACGUUGGUUCCGCCGUCCACUGGUAAUCUUCCGGAGAAACCGCAAGACGAAACGACUGAUGAAACGAUAGAAAAUACAGAAAUAUGUUUUGGUCUGACAAACUCAUCGUACUCAGAUCAGUCUUCAGAACUACAACCGCCACCACUUCCAACAUCACCAACGUUAGAAGCACCAUUUCUAUCACCUUCCGCAUCACCAGCAUCACCAGUACUAUCGCAACAAAUUAACCAUCCUGAAGAACAGUUCUUGUCUAGAAAUAAGAAAAACCUGAAGUUCAAAAAUAAAUCGGCAGUGGUAGCAGAUAAUUAUGUGGCUGAAUACUUUAAAGCUAAAAAGGCGAGAUUGGAAGCAAAUUUAGUUACUAAUUCUUACAACAGUGAAAACAAAAAAGCUCUCAAGAUGUUUUUAUUAAGUUUGAUACCUGAAGUUGAACAUUUUAGUAAGGAUCAGAUUAAAUUAUUUAAACGAAAAAUUUUCAGCGUUAUAGAUGAAAUAUCAUCCCAAUCAUCGUCAACAUUCUCGUCGCCAUCUACUACUUCAUUUCCGUCAACACACACUUCGCAGUCAACCACGUCGUAUACAUCUGGGAGUACACCAUCAAAUGCACUUGAGUAUUACAGCAACUUUUCUGGGACAGUUGAAAAAUACGAUGAGGAGUGCGAGUCCAGUUUCACACCAUUAUAG
Messenger RNA from Melanaphis sacchari, 969 nucleotides. RefSeq lists its product as uncharacterized. Gene Ontology annotation, molecular function: DNA binding. Gene Ontology annotation, cellular component: transcription regulator complex; nucleus. Gene Ontology annotation, biological process: regulation of transcription by RNA polymerase II. Bases 1 to 969 code for a protein of 322 amino acids. The record is from RefSeq and is a predicted model, not a curated record. Lineage: Eukaryota; Metazoa; Arthropoda; Insecta; Hemiptera; Aphididae. The transcript is spliced from 2 exons.